This is a messenger RNA of Kuraishia capsulata CBS 1993, 720 nucleotides long. RefSeq lists its product as uncharacterized. NCBI's taxonomy places the organism in Eukaryota, Fungi, Ascomycota, Pichiomycetes, Pichiales, Pichiaceae. The coding region runs from base 1 to 720 and encodes 239 amino acids. The transcript has a single exon. The record is from RefSeq and is a predicted model, not a curated record.
AUGAGCUCGUUUGAAGCCCUAGUGGGAGGAACCCUCUUUGCAUCCCAAUCGGCUCAAAAAAACACCACACCGAGAAAAGAUGGUCGCAAAAUUCCCCCAAUAUCCUUGCCUAUUUUCAACGAGUCUUCCAGGAGUGAUCUGACAAGAUCAGAAAAACUCACUGUGGUCAAUCUCGACAAACAUGGAAGAAUUUUGGAAAGGCAGACCACCAGGAUUGAACAGGAACAGCUUCUAAAAGAGUUGGAAGCUCCCAGGAUGCAGUCUGCAGAUGCUUCUUCCACAAUGGCAUGUACUAGCGGUAUCAGUGCGCAAACUGCUAUCCUGAAUGAAUCCAGAGAAUCUGUCUGCUCAGCAGUCUCAACUGCUUCUAGCAAUUGGUCUUACGACUCUCAUAAAGCCAUGAUGAUGAAUAAGGAUCAAAUCCUGCACAAUUGGAUGAGGAUGGGUUGUGGCAGUGCAGAGACGGAGUCAGAGGAGGAAAAAAAACCUUCUGUUAACAGAGAGCAGAAGGAGAGGUCCCGGGCCAUUGGCCGUGGAAUGGUCAAAACAUGUAAUAAGGAGCUGAGGCGACUGUUCAAGCAUAUGGGAGGUAAAGAGAAAAGUCCAAAAGAAAAGCCCGGAUCUCUUGAACUUGAUCGAGAAUUGAACGAAGCCGUAAUGAAGAAGAUCAACGACAUCAUGAGAUGUGAGGAUCUGAUGAUGAAGAUGGCAAACCUUUGA